Molecule: messenger RNA, 915 nt
Organism: Orbilia oligospora ATCC 24927
Lineage: Eukaryota; Fungi; Ascomycota; Orbiliomycetes; Orbiliales; Orbiliaceae
Exons: 1
Coding region: 1-915 (304 amino acids)
Source: RefSeq, a predicted model, not a curated record
AUGACACACGAGAUCGCCUUUACAGAAAGCAUCAGAAAGACAAUUACGGCCUUUGACUUCGAGCCCAAUGGAUACUGGAGCUUCCACGAUUACACAGGGAACGGAACCGCAGACCUUAUAUACAUCAAAACUAAAGAGACCGGAUCCGGGUGUGUCGAAAUCCACGUCGCCUCGAGCGAAUCCAACUAUGAAGAAUUCGCUCUCCAGAUCCCCACCGUAUUCGAGAUCGAAAGCGAGCCCCCGGAAAACGGGACUUUUGUGAUGGGACACUUCGCCGGUGAUCCCAAACCAGAUUUAAUCUUUAUCAAAACCAAAAACACUGGAACGCACUGUGUAGAGGUCCACGUCGCCAGUGCUGCCUCAGACUAUCAAGAAUACUACCUACAGACUCCAUCUGUCUUCGCAGAAACGGGUGCCAAUCUUGGAACAUGGACUAUGGCCGACUUUAACGGUGAUGGAUCUCUUGAUCUCAUAUACAUCAGAACUCGUAGUAUCAUGUCGGGCUGUCCCGUAAUCUGGGUUGCCGGUGGAUUCAGCGACUUUCAGAAAAAGAUAUACGACCGGCAAAUGGGUGUACAAGCGCCUACUACUGGCCGCUGGACCUUCACUAGGAAUAUGAUAAGCAAGAAGCUCGAUUUCGUUUGGGUGAAUACUGGGUUCACAGCAUCUGGGAAAGUGGAGGUUUUUGUACUCCCCGGUUCAAACGGUUAUCAACGAUGGGGUACUGCAUUCCAGUCCACUUUCGACACAAAUUACUAUAAUGAUCCUAUUUCUAGUGUAAUGGUCGCAAAGUAUACCGAGGAUUCUCCAUUCUGUCUUGUGCAGGUCAAAUGGGGGGAUACUACCUUCAUGACAACAGAGCUGGAGGUUCUUAAAGUAUGGGGCCACGGCGCGCAACCGGACGAAUGGAUAUGA